AUGCUCAAAGUCAGUUCCAACGUAUUGAAGAGAACGUACCUCAGUGGGACAGUCAGGCUGUUCAGUAUUACUUCUACUGUUCUAGCUAAAAAGCCUGCUGCUUCCAAACCGGUCAAAAAGAAGGUGACUUUUGAUCCAAAGAAGUUCCAACAGCCCCAGCAAAAGGUGAAAAAGUCCGGGAUGACACACUUGGAAUUUCAUGAUGCUGUCAAGGAAAUGAAUUUCGACAAGUUGGCUAUGGAUUUGACUCCAUUUGAGCUUUCAGAAUUGACUUCCGCUGUCGUUUCGAACGAAUCAGGCGGACAAGUUACAGCCUUUUCCUCAGAAAGUGCUGCUAUACUCAAGACUUUGGGUCUGUUCAAGAAGUACCAGCACCAUGAAUUAUUCCUGAAGCCAGUAUCGAUGGUUACGCAUAACACGGCUCUUUUAAACGAGCAAUUUGUAGAAAAGUUAGCAGACGCUUCACUGAGAACCAACAGAGUGUGUCUUGUAGGAGAAAGAGGAGCUGGUAAGUCGACAUUGUUGGCUCAAGCUCAGGCUUUGGCUCUAGACAAGUACGAAGGAGAUGUCAUUCUUUUACAUAUAGAUGCAGCUGAAAACAUCACCGACGGGUCUAGUGACUACAUCUAUAACUCCAAGAACAAGACAUACCACCAGCCUAUGUUCACCAAGAGAUGGAUCUACAAGCUCAGAAACUCUAACGAAGCUGUCUUUAAAAAGCUCAAGCUUUCAAGAGACAUCUCUUUCCAAAAUAAGAGAGUUGACCACCAAUUGAAAAAGGACGAAAACACCUUGUAUGACUUCUUGCAGCUUAAUGUAGACUUUGGCAAAUUUCAACCCACCCAUGCCUUCUCGUUUUUUAUUGAAGAGUUGGUCCACCAUUCCAAGUCAGUUCCAGUAUUGUUAUCAGUGGAUAACGCCAAUGCUGUGCUCGAUUUCCCCGUCACAAAAUACCGUCAUCAUGACUUCACUCCUGUUCAUUUGAACGAACUUGAAAUCGGUGACUUCCUCUUGAAAGUCGCAGGGGGAGAAAUCUCUUUCGAAAAGGGAGGUGUAUUACUUUCAAAGACUGGACUUGUGGGCGACCAUCAAAAGACUCUUUCUACCGCUUUGGGUCUUGUAGAGUACGAUCCUUACGCUAAGAAGCAAUUCUUUGAUCUCGAUAUAGCCAACACCUUGUUAGCCCAUGGAGGUGUAAAGCCAUUUACUGUAUCCAACUUGACCAAAGACGAAACCAGAACGUUGUUGAACUUUUGGAGAGAAUCCGGUGUGGUGUACGUCAAGGAUUAUGUGACAAAGGAAUCUUUGAAGCCAGAAACAGAAGCUGAAAAGAAGGCUCCUAAACCCGAAUUCGACUCGGAAGCUCAGUUCGAAAACCUUGUCAAUAGUUACUACACUGUUUCUACCGGAAACCCCCACUACUUAUUGAAGGCCAGCGCCAUCUCGUACUAA
Molecule: messenger RNA, 1452 nt
Organism: Scheffersomyces stipitis CBS 6054
Lineage: Eukaryota; Fungi; Ascomycota; Pichiomycetes; Serinales; Debaryomycetaceae
Product: mitochondrial 37S ribosomal protein mS29
Exons: 1
Coding region: 1-1452 (483 amino acids)
Biological process (GO): mitochondrial translation
Cellular component (GO): mitochondrial small ribosomal subunit
Molecular function (GO): structural constituent of ribosome
Source: RefSeq, a predicted model, not a curated record